AUGACAACAAACACAUAUGAGAAAUGUUCAAGUAAAGAUGGGGCUCGGCCAUAUAAGUGUAGCGACUACGCCAAUAAAAUAUCGCUGAAUUUACACAAUUUUAAACGUGAUGGAAGAUUUUGUGAUAUAGAUUUAGUAUCGGGCUCAACAAGGGUUAAGGCACAUCGUGUAGUACUUGCAGCUAGCUGUGCAUAUUUUGAUGCUAUGUUUAAUGUUGGUUUAGAAGAAAGUCAAAAAGGAAAUGUGGCCCUUCCAAGUGUCCCUCCAGAUAUCUUGCCUAUGAUUAUAGACUUUAUAUACACAGGUGAAAUAAUUAUUGAUAAAGGAACUGUACAACACUUAUUAAUUGCUGCUGAUAUGCUACAGUUACGGGAAUUGGUCACAGGUUGUGGGGAAUUUUUAAGAAGAGAACUACAUCCCUCAAAUGCCUUAGGAAUAUUUCGGUUUGCAGAAGCUCACAACUGCAUAGAGUUGGUAAAAGAGGCACUAGAGCAUGUUCAAGCCAACUGGAAUAUUGUAUCUAACGGUGAUGAGCUUUUAGAAUUGCCAUUACCACAGCUAAUAACUUUGCUUUCAUCUGAACAAUUAAAAGUUGACAGUGAAGCACAGGUUUUAUAUCCGGCUCUCCGAUGGUUAGAGCACGAUCCAACAUGUCGUCGACGUCACUGUUUUGAGGUAUUGAGUCACAUACGCUUACCACUGAUCUCACCUGAAGUUUUAGAUCAAGCGAUAAAAAGUAUACAAGAUCCGUCUUUAGCAGUGGCACUAAGAACAAUCUGUAAGGAUAUGAAGUCUGGUAGAGGUGCUCUGGUAGCGCUGGCAGUGGAGCCACGUCAACGCGCGCGACGUAUCUUGUUGGUCGUUGGUGGGUCUUGUCGUGACAAAGCUGCACACCCACCUCUCACAACUGACAAUAUUCUCUCAUCAGUGCUCAAAUUUGAUUUACAUAAACGAGAAUGGGAGGAGUUAGAAUCAAUGGGCAUAGCGCGAAUCCAACCCGGCGUCGCAACUUUGGGUGGUCGAGUGUAUGCCGUUGGAGGAGAACAAGGCAGUCAAAUACUCGCCAACGGAGAGGUUUAUGAUCCACAGACUGAUAAAUGGUCAAAUAUUGCACCUAUGAAAGAAGCGCGGUGUGAAUUCGGAUUAACAGGCUGGAAUGGUAAUUUAUACGCUUUUGGAGGUUGGGUCGGAUCUGACAUGGGAUCGUCAGUAGAAGUAUACGACCCCGUUGCCGAUGAGUGGACAUUAGUAGGGAGAAUGCCUGAACCUCGGUUUGGUAUGGGUGUUAUUAAUUAUAAAGGUCUCAUAUACAUUGUAGGAGGAUGUACACACACUUGGAGACAUACUAAAGACUUAUUAUGCUAUCAUCCUGGUACUCGUAAGUGGCACAAGUUAAGCUCGAUGCAUCACGAUCGUAGUCAAGCGGCAGCAGUUGUUCUAGAUAACUACCUAUACGUUAUCGGUGGUAACGCGCCUAGGCGGACAGUGCUUACAUCGGUAGAAAGAUAUAGCUUUGACGAGGGGGUGUGGGAAGAAGUGGCGAGUUUGAAGUAUGCGCGCGCGGGGUGCGCGGCGGGCGCGGCGGAGGGCGUGCUGGUGGUGGCGGGCGGCGACAGCGAGAGCGCCCGCGAGCGCGCCUUCUACCGCGCGCGCACCACGCUGGCCAGCGUCGAGCUGUACGAGCCGCGCAGCGACGUGUGGCGCGCCGGCCCGCCGCUGCCGCACUCGCGCGCCGAGGCCGGCGCCGCGCUGCUCUGA
Messenger RNA from Arctia plantaginis, 1758 nucleotides. NCBI's taxonomy places the organism in Eukaryota, Metazoa, Arthropoda, Insecta, Lepidoptera, Erebidae. The record is from the annotation of a GenBank genome assembly.